Molecule: messenger RNA, 1958 nt
Organism: Oreochromis niloticus (Nile tilapia)
Lineage: Eukaryota; Metazoa; Chordata; Actinopteri; Cichliformes; Cichlidae
Gene: pspc1
Product: paraspeckle component 1
Exons: 10
Coding region: 301-1854 (517 amino acids)
Molecular function (GO): RNA binding
Source: RefSeq, a predicted model, not a curated record
GACACAUGCGCCGGAGCUUCAGCUAGUAGUAACAGGGUCAGUCGCAAAGGUCUCUUCUCACAGUUCUCACUGUUUUCUACAGUAAUUGUUAAAUACUUCUUUACACUAAAAACCAUCAAAUCUUGUAGUGUCUAUGGUAACGCUUAAACGAUGCGUCUGCCACAAAUCUCACGAGAACUGGAAGAAAGUUGCGCACGCAGCCGUCGCCAUCUUUAAAAUUAGGAGGCGUAUGCAGGCAUUGCUGGUGUGCGGCCAGUUAAUUAAACUUGGGCAAAUUUCCACAACAAAAGUAUUCCAAGCAUGGCUAAUCGAAAUAUGCAACAAGUUAACAUGCAAAGCAACAAUUCUCCUCAACCGGCGAGACGCGGAACCGACUCACCGGCCGCGGAGCAGACACCGGCGAACAAAGACAGCCCGGCCCCGCCGCCUAGGCAGUCCCCCGUUGCUGAACAAAUGGAAGGAGCCGUAGAAGGAAGCGGCGAAGGCCCGACAGAAAUGACCCUAGACAUUACUAGUUUCCGAAAGCCCGGUGAGAAGACGUUCACCCAGCGCUCCCGUCUUUUUGUCGGCAGUCUCCCGCCGGAUAUUCCGGAGGAGGAGUUCAAAAACAUGUUUUCUAAAUAUGGGAACGUUAACGAGGUGUUCAUCAACAGAGAGCGGGGCUUCGGCUUCAUUCGUUUGGAAACCCGAACUGUAGCAGAGAUCGCUAAAGCCGAGCUGGAUGGGACUAUUUUGAAUAAUCGACCAAUCAGAGUCCGCUUUGCCACACACGGUUCUGCGCUCACAGUGCGCAAUCUGCUGCCUGUGGUGACAAAUGAGCUGCUGGAACAGGCGUUUUCCCAGUUUGGACCAGUGGAACGGGCUAUUGUUGUGACAGAUGACCGAGGUCGUCCCACUGGGAGAGGCAUUGUGGAGUUUGCAAACAAAAUAGCCGCGCGUAAAGCUCUGGAGCGGUGCACCGAGGGAGCACUGUUGCUGACCACAACACCCUGUCCUGCCAUUGUGGAACCUGCAGAACACUUUGAUGAUGAGGAUGGCCUUUCCGAAAAACUACUGCAAAAGACUCCAAAGUACUAUAAGGAACGAGAACAGAAGCCACGUUUUGCUCAGCCCGGGACGUUUGAGUUUGAGUUCUCAUCUCGUUGGAAAGCUCUUGAUGAGAUGGAGAAACAGCAGAGAGACCAGGUGGACAGGAACAUUAAAGAAGCUAAAGAGAAACUGGAGGCCGAGCUGGAGUCGGCCAAGCAUGAACAUCAGCUCAUGUUAAUGAGACAAGACCUAAUGAGACGUCAGGAGGAGCUGAGGAGACUUGAGGAGCUUCGCAACCAAGAGCUACAGAGACGAAAGCAGAUAGAGAUGAGGCAUGAGGAAGAGAGGAGGAGGAGGGAGGAGGAGCUGAUGAGGCACAGAGAGCAGGAGGACCUGAGACGCCAACCAGAUGGCUUCAAACCAAACUACAUGGAAAACAGAGAACAGGAAAUGAGAGUGGGUGAGCUGGGCCCUCGUGGAGCCAUUAAUAUGGGAGAUGGCUAUAACCAGGCCUCUGCGGGGCCCAGUGGUAACCAAGGUCAAAUGAUGGGCAUGAGUGGAAGGGGAGGACCCACUGGCCCAGAGGGAACAGCAAAAAUGGGGACACCAUUGAUGUCAGAGAAUGGAGCCAUGCGAAAUGAUAGAUACCCACAAGGUGGACCCAUGGGGGGACGACCUGAUGUUGACUCUCCAAAGCAGCAGCAGCAGCAACCGCAGCAGCCAGCACCAUUGGGCCCCCAGGCUGGACCGGCUCCAGGAUUUGGGAGGGGCAGUCCUGUGGGGGGAGUCUUUGAUGGACCAAAUAACAAGCGUCGUAGAUACUAACCUCUCUUGGUAUUCAUGGAUCUGUGUUAAUGAGCCCUAAUUAUUGUUUUUACAGUUUACAAGCCCGCUAUCUUUCCUGGGCAUUUAUUUUGUAAUUGAUAAAA